Messenger RNA from Cheilinus undulatus (humphead wrasse), 3795 nucleotides. RefSeq names its product pro-neuregulin-3, membrane-bound isoform. The transcript is spliced from 10 exons. The record is from RefSeq and is a predicted model, not a curated record. Lineage: Eukaryota; Metazoa; Chordata; Actinopteri; Labriformes; Labridae. The coding region runs from base 1248 to 3407 and encodes 719 amino acids. Gene Ontology annotation, molecular function: chemorepellent activity. Gene Ontology annotation, biological process: nervous system development; intracellular signal transduction; animal organ development.
UCAUCAUUUUCAUCCACUCCCUUCCUGCCUCAUUUGAUUCCUCUGUGGCGGAAUGUUCCCUGCAAACAGAUGAGAAGAGGCUCUUUGAGUGCUUGCUGCAGUAUUUACGGACAGUACACUGAGACAGCAGGGCGCUGAGCGGACAGCUUGGGGAAAUCUGAUCCACAGCCGGCUGGAGAAGGAGCGGGAUCACGCGUCGCAGUUGCAGAUUUAUCCGCCCUGUGAUACCACUGCGCGACAACACCCCUCAUUCUUUUCUCCCCCUCUUCCUCUCCCUCACUCCUCAUCCGAAGUGCAGCUUUCUGAAUGGAUUUGGAAAAUUAAUUGGAUUCUACGGCUUUAUUUUUAGCUUGGCUGGAAUUUAGAGCACGCAUAAAUAAAGCAAGAGUGGGCUGGAUUCUAAUAAAUGGAAAAACAACCCAAAAAAGGAAUGUGACUGGAAAGCAAUGGGCGACAAAGAUACCAGAUAAUCCAAGGAGAGUGUCCGACAGACGCAUAAACGGGAGAUCUCGCUCUCUUUCACUUAUGAGAGGGACAGAUUUUGGGAGCUGAGGGACGCUGACUCGGCUAAAGCUAUUGGAACAGGCUGCUUGGCGGAGCAUCUUUCAUUUUUUUGGCUUGGUUCAGGGUGGGGUAGUGACAAGACCCACCCUUCAAGUUUCACUCCUCUGAUUAGACAAUACCGUCCCACCGUGGAGGGAACACACAUGCAUGUCAAGUAGAAAUAGCAGUGGAUUUUUGCUGCAGUGGCAUCCGAACACUGAUGCCACGGAUUUAUCACAUGCACAGAUGUAAAGCUGUUCCAUCCCACCCCUCUUCCUCCUAUCUCUCUCUUUGUCCCUUUUUCUCCCUGUUGGAAGCAUAACUUCUUCUCCUCUGGCUAACCCUGCUGUGAACGUUCUUGAAGUUUACUGUUGCUUCAGUAGGACAUCAGGAGUUGGGCAAGAUUAAACACGGACUAAUCGGGCGAUUAUCCGCCUAUGCCAGCUCUUCCAUUUCUCACUGGGUGUCUCUGAGUGUGAGAGUGCGUGCUUGUGUGUUUGUGACUGUGUGUCUGCAUGUAUCUCCCGCACCCCUCCCCUACUCUCUAUUCUUGGAUUACAUAUUUGUGUAUGUGCUAUUGAGCGUCCGAUUACCGUGGGGUCCUUUUUGUAUCCAUUUCUUCACCUUGUCUCUUCUCAAUGUCUGGCAUUGUUGGGAACCUUUCCGCCAUUUGCUAUCAAUGCCUAUCACAGGGUUAACCCUCAAUGAGCCAUAAAGGACGGCAGGGAAGAAUGAGCGAGUGUUCUGGGGCAGCUGUUUCAGGGGCUGUGAUCCUGGAGGAACCCGAGGGUUCAGGGGCUUCUGGGGCCCGUGGAGAAGGCCAAGCCCAGGGUCAAGGCCCUGUUCGCUGUGCAGUCUGGCCUCGCCAGCAGACAUGGCUGUGUGUGGUCCCCUUACUUAUUGGUUUUAUUGGUCUUGGAUUGAGCCUAAUGUUGCUGAAAUGGAUUGUUGUUGGGACGGUCCGGGAUUAUGUGCCAACUGACCUAGUGGAUGCUAACAGAAUAGGCCAGGAUCCUAUCUUCCUGUCCAAGCCAAGUGGGGUUCCCAAAAGUCCGGAUACUACCACCACUACUACUACUCCCACGGUGGAUGGCGGGAAUCCUACACCUAGAACUGUCACUGCUUCAAAAGGUAGAACUCGCUCAACCACUACCACUACUACUACAAACCCCAGAGGAGGUGGGGCCUCUGGUAGUCAAGUAACCCCUCGGAAUCCUGGAAAUCGUAACGGACGUGGACCUUCAAGUUUUACUACGACCACGGCAGCACCACGGACAACCUUCAUAAUCGGAGUGGCAACAUCUAGUCCAUCACCAUCGAAUCCUACUGUACUCCAUGACUCAACACAGAUGUGGACCCCGGAGCAUACUACUACUGAGACAGUCUCCACCACACUGUCCACUCGUUCUCACACCCACCGCAAAACACCAUCUCCAACAGUCCCACCGCUUCAUUCGGAGCAUUUCAAACCCUGCCAUGAGAAGGACCUGGCCUACUGUCUGAAUGGAGGGGAAUGCUUUGUCAUAGAGACGCUCAGUGGACCUCACAAGCACUGCAAGUGUCGAGAAGGCUAUCAGGGAAUCCGCUGUGACCAGUUCCUGCCCAAGACGGACUCCAUCCUGUCUGACCCAAUUGAUCACUUGGGCAUCGAGUUUAUGGAGAGCAAAGAGGUGUACAAGAGGCAGGUGCUGUCAAUCACCUCCAUUGCCAUGGCGAUCAGCCUCCUGGGAACCCUCUGCAUGGCCCUCUACUGCCGCAACAAGAGACGCAGAGAAAAGCUCCAGGCCCACUUGAAGGAAAGUCGCACGUUGAAAAACUACACCUCUAAUUCCCAUAAUGCUUUGGAUGGCAAGAUAAGGGCCCCUAACACCAACCUGCAAAUGCACGAGUACUGCAAACGGUCGUCUCCACCUCGCCCUGGGAAUGUUUGUGAGUCCAGCUUUGCCCACUGCAACAUCUCCACUACACCGUCCAACAGCUCCCGAGGCACAGCCAAACAUCACAGAAGUGGUUCCUUGUCCCACAUCUCAGAUCAGAGAACCAGGGCAACCCAUUGGUCAGCUCCACGAAGGACCCCGCCCAUUCCCAGGGGAAGGCUUAAUCCAGUUGGAGGAUCCAAGUUUUCAGGCCCUGCCUACCAGCAUCUUCAGGAAGUAGAUGCAUCUGAGAAGGACACUGAGACACAGAGAGGGUGCCAAACACAAGGAGAGAUCCAACAUGAUGACCCCAGACGAGAUUCCUUCCAUCAUAUGCAAACUCCUGUUUCUUUGCCAUCGUCGUGGAGCGGCCACAUCGAGGUGCGUUCGGGCCUGUGCGCUUCAUCCGAGCACCGCGAUCUGAAUCCAUCAACACGCAGCCUUCGCAGGCCCGGGCGGCGUCAAAACCAAUCUCCUCCUCCUCCGUUCCGCUCCUGCUCUAUCCCCAUCAUCCCCUCAGUCCAGUGUCACCACGACAACGAGGUGUCCUGUAUGCAAACAAGCACAGCCACAACAACGAUGUCAGUCACCCGCGGAGCCGUGCCAUCCAAGGAUGAGCGAAGAGCAAAGGCAGCGCAUGCUCCGUUGUCUUCUUCUUCCUGCUCAUCCGCCAUUGGCCAGCAGCACGAUGAGGUGGCGUUACUGCUAGAGGAGGCACAGGAGCAGCUCAGGGCGUUGGCACUAGCUCACAGGAAACAGGAAGAUGGUGGAGUCGUCACCUGUGGGAAUUCGACGACCGCGCUGGUGGAGGCAAGAGAAACUGUUUGCUUCCUGAACCUUGGUGGAGGAAGUGCAGGGGCACUGAGCUGUAACGGACCCACGCAGACGCAGUUACUCAGUCCCAGCCAGUCUCUAUCACACAGAGACCUGGGCCAGAGCGGCCAAUGAGACGACGCAAUUAAGGACGUUCACUUUCUGUUUGACAGUGUUUGACAGACUCUGGUGUUCUGCUUCUGUGGGGCAGGAAUGGAAGUGCCGAAUUAAAAAAAAAAUGUAAUUAUCAUGGAGGUUCUGAAAAUGUGCUGAUAUUAUGCCUACUGUGUGGAAAUAAGCAUAAAAACUCUUGAUGAGUGGCCGCCUUUACACCGACUGACAGUAUGGAUAAAGAAAAAAGUAUUUACAUGCAUUUAUUUACAAAACAUGACGAACACUUCUACUUAGGCAAAAAGAAACCAAAUAGUCUGUCAAAUCCAUGGUGUUUUUAAUUGUAAAAAGUAUAUAUAAAUAUAUAUAUAAAUAUAUAUGGAUAUAAAUAUAUGGAAUUCAAAAAGUGACC